CUAUAUAUUCUUUUACACCAUGAAUUCAGACGCAGUUUUAUUGUUGGAGACUGUUAAUUUCGCCGCAGAAAAACAUCGUAGCCAACGACGUAAAGAUUCAGAGGGAACGCCGUACAUUAACCACCCCAUUGGAGUAGCGAGAAUCCUCAGCCACGAAGGAGGCGUCACAGACAUCGAGGUUUUGCAAGCUGCUCUGCUUCACGACACGGUCGAGGACACGGACACCGCUCCUGCAGAGAUUGAGGCAAAGUUUGGACCGAUCGUGGCUCGUAUCGUUCAGGAGGUGACGGACGACAAACGCCUGUCCAAACAGGAGAGGAAGCGUCAGCAGGUGGAACACGCGGCUCAUUGCAGCCGGCAAGCUAAACUGGUCAAACUGGCUGAUAAACUGUACAAUCUGAGGGACCUGAACCGCUGCACACCUGUCGAUUGGACAGCCGAGCGGGUCCAGGAGUAUUUUGUGUGGGCCUCUGAGGUGGCGAAAGGCCUAAAAGGAACCAACUCAGCUCUGGAGGAGAAGCUGGAUGAGCUGUUCAGACAGAGAGGGGUCCAGUUCUGACAAAACGGCCACAACACAGUGGAGAACAGACUAUUUAAAUUACAUAUAAAAUAAAUUUUCAUUUGUAAAUUAUACAAAUAAAUCAUAUUUCAUUAAAAA
Molecule: messenger RNA, 658 nt
Organism: Siniperca chuatsi (mandarin fish)
Lineage: Eukaryota; Metazoa; Chordata; Actinopteri; Centrarchiformes; Sinipercidae
Gene: hddc3
Product: HD domain containing 3
Exons: 4
Coding region: 20-559 (179 amino acids)
Molecular function (GO): guanosine-3',5'-bis(diphosphate) 3'-diphosphatase activity
Source: RefSeq, a predicted model, not a curated record